This is a messenger RNA of Syngnathoides biaculeatus (alligator pipefish), 3427 nucleotides long. RefSeq names its product cortexin domain-containing 1 protein-like. The transcript has a single exon. Lineage: Eukaryota; Metazoa; Chordata; Actinopteri; Syngnathiformes; Syngnathidae. The record is from RefSeq and is a predicted model, not a curated record. The coding region runs from base 3245 to 3427 and encodes 60 amino acids.
GGCAGCCACUUCUACCAUGGACCCAAACAUAUAAAAACCUCGUGUUACUGGGCAGCUUUUGUCUUCUUCUUUGGCUAUCCUGCCAGAAAACACACGUCUCGUGUGCAGCAGAUACCUCGAUAAGACCCAAACGUCUGUACUGCACAUUCCUUUGUAAUAAAUCCAUUUGCUGUUAACUUUUUCUAAUCAUUGGUCAUAUCUUCCUCGACUCGUGAACAUUCGUAGGGUCGAAACUCGCAAAUCUCUACAACAGCUACAAAAAAAAAUAAUAGUUUCGUGCAGACCAUGUAAUACGUCUCUCACAACAUAACAAAAGAUCCGCGUACGAAAUAUGUUGAUGUGCGCACCCGACGGUGUCGGGCUGCUGCAUCACUUCGCCAGCGCAGCGCACGAGCCCCCGGAUGGCGGCGGCUCUGAAUAACGCUGCCACAAUGCAGCACUCAGCAGCGUGCGACGACAACGCAAGUAAAGCGCCCCGGCUCUACGGUGUUGUUCAUCGCGUACUGCGGUGUCGAUGAACAACCCCCUAAAGCAGCACGGCUUGGCUCUGCCUCACUCAGCCGCGUUCGGUGACAACGCAGUAAAGCGCCCCGGCUCGACGGUGUUGUUCAUCGUGUACUGCAGCGUCUAUGAACACCCCCCUAAAGCAGCACGGCUUGGCUCCGUGAUAAGCCACCUCGGUGCUGAAAAAUGAGCCACACCGGCCAGCUGCGAUGAGCCGCAAUGGCUUAUCUCCGCCGCGGAAGUGGAUCGGACGGGAGGCGGUUUGGCCGUGAUCGCAUAUCAUCAGAAUAUGGCUCGAAACAAUAGUGUAAUAUUGCCCCGGUAACUUCACUCGGUUGUGUGGUGUUCUCCUUUUCGAAAAGAGCUUCCGUGUCAGAAGGGGCGUGUUCGUCUCCCAUAGUUAGGGUGCACCGCAUGUUUUCAUUGGCGAAUGUCCGGGUGACGUCGCCAACAGAGGAUGCAGCCAAGACGGCAACCACUUGGAUAUCGUAGAAUGACACUUCUGCAACUUUGCGCAUGGAUGACGUGCUCUCCGCUCACAUUUAUUUUUUCGUAUAGACGUGAAGUGAAUAAUGUUAUGUAUUUUUCAUUACAAUAUCUAUUUUAGAAUGUUUAUAGGGAUGACACUUGGCCUUUAAGGUCCUGAUAACAGGACGGCACUGCUGAUAAUUCCGGUACAGAUUUCAAUUCCUGUAAAUCGGCUGCCGAUCUGUAAACUCUUCUCUUCUAGAGCCCCGAAACACACCUUACUGCAUUCUUCCCCCCAUGCCCUGAUUUGAACGGUGGUCCAGUUGAUGUGUGGGUUGUUUUUUAAGCCAAGGACUGCCCAAGAUGACAUCGCUGCUCCGCGAGUUAAAUACAGGGAAAACUUAUCUUCUAGGUGUGAGCGUCCGGAAUGUCAUCCUCAGAGAUUGUGUACGGUGAGUCACUCGGCGAAGGAAUUUACCAUUGUCCGCAAAUGCGUUGCGGAACCGCUGCGUCUGAAAGGUCACAGGGCUCAAGGCCUUGACUACCCGUGGAUUAAUCAGGUUAGCGUCUGAAUAAGUACGACCCCCCAUGCUCAAGGUGACUCGAAGCAGUGCUCAACUCGAUCCCGCCGCGGUGUACUUCACACUCGGAGUCGUGAUCUUGAGGACGGAGCCCUUGGGCCUGACCGGAGAGUGGGCUAUUAAAUGGCCCGGGCAUCCACAGUAGAAGCAUCGGCCCUCUCGCCGACGUCGCUGUCGUUCCUCUGCCGGACCAAGGUUUUUAUAUUUGCAAACAGACUCCCCAUUGGAGUGACGGGUUGUAUAAAACAUUGGAGAAAGUCUGAGCGUGUGUUUAUUUUUUUAAGACCAAAAACCUGCUUCAGUUCCUUCCCGCCCUCCCGUUUAUUUGGCACACAACCUAAAAGGCCUUCUAGGCUAAUUGAACACACCGGCUGAUCAAUUUACACAUAUGCUCAUAAUGAUUAUUUUAAUGUGUGCUCCAUGUGUCAAUUGCGACUGUUUCUCCUGUUUCUCCUGCGCAUGCUAUCCUUACUUCUUGCAAAUCCGAAAAUGUUUGGCCCCUUUUGUGGUACCCCUUUGGCCUUAUCUGAUACAUAAGGUCAGCAUCUCCUCAAUUUGAACACGGCGAAGUCUAAUCGGUGAUACGGAAGCGCCUCCUUUGACAAGAGAACAAAAGUGUGCACGGUGUUUGAUUCACUUGCACGCUGUCGACUUAUCAAAUUCCCUCUUAAGUAUUAAUAAGGGCUUACUGCUCUGGAGGAGGUCGCAAAAUGCAAGCCCAUGGCAUGAAUGUUGCAGCAACGCGAGUACCUGAUAGCCUUUAACUUGUAGAGACAUAAAUCAGCUCACACAUAUAUUGUACAAUGAUAUCUCAGUGCAGUAUAAUGUUCCCCAAUGUAUGCAAAUAAGAUUGUUUUGCCAUGCGAUGAUCCUGAGGGAAAGAAGAUAAGCAUAAAAGCUGCGAGAACCCAAUGACUGUCUUAUGUGACUGGCAUUAUAGGAAGAAGCUGACGAACCAACACAGCCAUUUGAAACUCCUCAAAAGUUUGAACACAUGCUGGAAAAAAAACAAAAGUAAUUGCAGUGCAAGAAAGGCAGUGUGGUAAGUCAGAUAUUUACUCACCGUACAAUUAUUUCUUCUUGAGGUGUAAUGUUCACAUUGUAAUAAUGUCUGUGAUGCUUGAAUGUUUUGGUACAUUCUGAAGUGUAUGAAUGUUGGUAUCCCUCAAAAUAUUGUAUAAUGCAUGCUGUGAAAUCAUAGGUAAAAAGAAUCUUGCAUGUCUACUUGAUAAAAUGGUGAAUUAAAAAAAAAAACAAGAAAUCUGGAUUCACAACAUUUCUCUCGAUCAGAUAUCUGUUUAUAACUAACUAUAUUAAGCUCUAUCUUGGAGAUCUCUCCAUUUCUAUCCCUACAUUUCUAUGGAGCUCUAGUUUAUCUGUCUCUAAGAUAUUAUCUGUAGCUACCUUUCUCUCCUUCUAUUGUUUUUUACAGAACUCUAGUGCUGCAUCUCUAGCCAUUGCUCCAGCUCUAUCUUGUUGAUCUAUUAUUUCUACCCAUCUACCUUUCGCUCACUCUAAAUAUGCAUAGCCUAUCUAUCUUUAAUUUUUAUUUGUCUAGCUUCAGAUAUCGUUCAUCUUCAUUUUCUCUUUUGCAGCACGGAGGUGAUCAGCGUCUCCUUGGUAUAAGUUUUUAACUGACAUUGGGGGAGGGAGUGGGGUGUGGCGCAGGACCAGAAACUUUGAUCAGCCACAUGGACCAUGGGACACAUCCCGCAGCUCCGUUAGAGGUUGAUGUGGAUCUGGGCUUUGCCCUCUUCUUCCUCGCGCUUCUAUGUUUCUUCUUGCUGGUGACAGUGGUCCGCUGUGCCCAGACAGUGGUCGACCCUUACGGUUCCAUCUCCAUCUCCACCUAUCAGGAGGAGCAGAUUACAUGA